Messenger RNA from Macrosiphum euphorbiae (potato aphid), 1566 nucleotides. The record is from the annotation of a GenBank genome assembly. Lineage: Eukaryota; Metazoa; Arthropoda; Insecta; Hemiptera; Aphididae.
AUGGCUAUUAAAGAGACACACGGACACAGACAAAAGUUUGUGGAAGAAAUUGAUUACGAUGAAAUUGAAAAGCUUGAAAUUGUCGGAAAAGGGUCAUUUGGUGUUGUUUACCGUGGACGGUGGCGUAACAACUAUGUAGCUGUCAAACACAUUGACACUGAAGCUGAGCGUAAAGCAUUUACAAUUGAAGUUCGACAGUUGUCUCGAGUCAACCAUCCUAAUAUUGUCAAAUUAUAUGGUGCAUGCACAUCAAACCCUGUAUGUUUAGUAAUGGAAUUUGCGGAAGGAGGAUCAUUAUACAACGUAUUACAUUGUAAACCUGAGCCUCAAUACAACUUGGGACAUGCUGUUAGUUGGACAUUACAAUGUGCAGAAGGUGUAGCAUAUCUUCAUAAUAUGAAACCUAAACCAUUAAUUCACCGUGAUUUAAAGCCACCGAACUUAUUAUUGGUAAAUGAAGGAAAAACACUAAAAAUAUGUGAUUUUGGGACUGCUUGUGACAAAAAAACAUAUAUGACCAAUAAUAAAGGUAGUGCAGCUUGGAUGGCACCUGAAGUAUUUGAAGGUUCAAAUUAUACCGAAAAAUGUGAUAUAUAUAGCUGGGGUAUUAUUUUGUGGCAAGUUUUAACAAGACUGAAACCAUUUAAUGAAAUUGGUGGAUCUGCUUAUGGAAUCAUGUGGGCUGUACAUAAGGGAACCAGACCACCAAUAUUUGAACAAUGCCCUCGACCUUUCCAGGAAUUGAUUACUGAGUGUUGGGAUCAAAAUCCAAAUGUUAGGCCAUCAAUAGAUCAUGUCGUUCAGGUUAUGAGGAUAUUAAUACAAUUUUGUUCUGGACAUGACCAACCAUUAAUGUAUCCCAAUUAUUGUUAUUCCAUUAGUAGUGAAUUUGAAGAAGACUGUACUUCUGAAGAUUCAUGUCCAGACAUUUCCGACUCCUAUAUUGAAAGCUUAAGAAGUCAUAAAGGAAUAAAUGGAAUGUUGACAAAUGAUAGUUUAAAAUCUAAUCCCAAUUUAUCAAUACCAUUAAAUGUUAAUGUAGACAACAAGUUUGAUCAAUAUGAAGACUUAAAAAUAUUAACCAUGCCUGGAUUUGACAAAAUGGGGGCUUAUCAGACUGUUGAUUCAACUGACCGAGAAGAUGAAUCAAAUUCACAGUGUCAAAGUCUUGACGACACUAAUAAUGUAAAAGGUGUUUCUGGAACAAAUCCUGAACUGGAUAAUUUGUACUUGAUGUUAGAUCAACAGUUGCAUCCAAUACCCCCAGAUAACACUUGUCCACAAUCAGUUCAAAUAUUCGAAGAACACAAACAGCUUGCUCAAGAAUAUUUAAAAGUGCAAACUGAAAGAGCAUAUUUAUCAAGACAUAUGGAGCAAUUGGCGGAGCGAUUAAGUCAGGAAGAAAUUUUGUGUGAUGAAGAAGUAGAUGAAGAUGACGAAGAACUUAAAAAGCUCAAAAAUGAAAAAGAAAAUUUAACACAAUUAAGCCAGAAUCUCAAAAAACAACUAGAAAUGAUACAAGUAAAAAAAAGUAACCAUUCAAAUGAAAAUGAACCUUCAUCAUAG